Salmo salar (Atlantic salmon) is the source of this 2142-nucleotide messenger RNA. It is a transcript of the gene psmg1, whose product is annotated as proteasome (prosome, macropain) assembly chaperone 1. Gene Ontology annotation, molecular function: proteasome binding. The record is from RefSeq and is marked provisional. Gene Ontology annotation, biological process: proteasome core complex assembly. Gene Ontology annotation, cellular component: endoplasmic reticulum. Lineage: Eukaryota; Metazoa; Chordata; Actinopteri; Salmoniformes; Salmonidae.
CAUGGUUUGGCAUGAGGAGGAAAUCUUUGGUGUCAUUUUUAUUGUCAGCACGGUCAUCUAGCUAGCUACAGUCAUAAAAUAAACAAUGGCAACGUUUUUCGGAGAGGUUUUAUCUGUUUACUCGCGUGCAGUCGAAGAAGACGACGAUGAUCUGGAUGAUGAAAACGAAGAUGAGCGAAUUCACAGAGAGAUAGAAGAAAAGAGGGAGGUCCAUAUUGCGUGGUGCCCUGAAGUCGCACAAUCACUUGAGGGCUCUGGCAGCAACAAGUUGCAAUGCUCAGACCUCAUCAUUGCCGUGGGCACUAAUGCUGCAGGAUUUCUGUCUGCAUAUGUGUUGAACACUGAAAGCUGGGAUGCAGUGGGCCAUGUGUCACUAUGGAAUGAGAGGAGUAGGGGCUCCAGUAGACAGAGCAUUGCCCCACUGCCUGGAGAGCCAGCCUGUCUCUUCUACCGACACAGGGACAACCCAGCAGUCCUGGUCUGCCAAAGCACUUGUUACAUUGCGGAGGACCAACUAUUUCAAUGGACAGAAAAGGUGUUUGGCUGCCUCCAGAAGAGAGGGCUCAGUGUGAUGGUGCUGUCGGACAGCCCUGUGGCUGAGUACAAAACACCAGACUACCUCUACGGUAGCGCAGUCCCUUUCCUACGCUCCCUCAAGAGCAGUGCCUCCAAGAGCCAGGCCCUCUGCCCUGCACUCGAGCAGCCAAACAUCCUCACUGGACUGCCAGCUGCAGUACUGAGCCACUGCCAAGUCCAUCAGAUUCCAGCUGUUCUGUACCAAUGCUACACUGAUGUCAUCAGCCCAGACUCUAUCACCAUGGAAACCUACAAACCUGCCCUGUUGUGUCUAAGCAAGUUGGUCAAGUUGGAGCCUUGUCUCAGCGCUGACGUCCUCCGAAAGUUUGCCAAAGUCACUGAGGCUCAGAGUAAUCUGUAUACUUAAAUGUGGAAGAUUUAUUUGUACUGAAUAGGCUCUGUAUUUGUCUUUUACCUAAUGAACAGGUUCACUUUAUUUUAACCAAAUCUGUAUUUUGGAUGUAUAUGGCAUUUUAUAGUGUCCAGACACUUUUUUGCGAUUUCACUUGGUUUUGAGAAACUUACCCCCACCAGCCAUAGACUUCCUCAUGCUCGUUCUGCAGUUGCAGGGGCACAGAAAUAACAUGUACAAAAGCUCCAAAAACAUCCAAAUAUGUCCUUUUAAAAACUGCAUUGCUCUCAGUAUAACGAUGCAGGUCUUUAGACGUCAUUCCAAACUUUAAAUUCUAAUUUGUUGGACUCAAGCGAUACUUCUCUGUGUAGGCCUUCUCUGGGCAUUGCUCAAGACCCGCAUUGCUAUACUGAGAGCAUUACCAUUUCUAAAAGGAUGUAUUUGGGUGUUUUUGGAGCGUUUGUUCAUGUUUUAUCUGUGACCCUGCAACUGCAGAACAAGCAUGAUGAAGUUUAUCGCCAGUGGGGUAAGUUUGUCAAAACCAAGUGAAAUCUAAAAUAAAAAGUUUGGACACUUCCAUAACAUUCCAUUUACAAAUAAAAGUUAACCUUCAUUUAAACUGUAAAAUAAUCUGUAAGUAAUGUUUUAAAUUUGGAAGAAGUAAAGGGCACCUUCACUGAAAAUAAAAAGGUGCAACACUCUCAGCAUUUAAAAACUCAUUGUUUUAUUUAACUUCUCAAGCGUCCCACCUGACCAACAUCCAUUGAAAGUGCAGGGCGCCAAAUUCAAACUACAGAAUUGUAAAUAUUUAACAAUCUUGAAAAUACACAUGCAAUAUGUCAAAAUAAAGCUUAACUUCUUGUUAAUCCAGCCAAGGUGUCAGAUUUCAAAAAGGCUUUACGGCGAAAGCAUACUAUGCGAUUAUCUGAGGACAGCGCCCAGCACACAAAUGCAUAACAAUCAUUUUCAACCAGGCAGGUGGCGACACGAAAGUCAGAAAUGGUGAUAUAAAAAAUGCCUUACCUUUGAUGAUCUUCUUCAGUUGGCACUCCAAUGGGUCCUAUUUACAUCACAAAUGGUCCUUUUGUUCGAUAAUGUUCUUUUUUAUAUCCAUUAAAACUCAGUUUAGCUGGCGCGCAUCAGUCAAUAAUCCAGUUUCCCUCCGUCAAAAUGAAUCCCAAACGUUACUAAUAAACUUUUCCAAACAAGUCAAA